CCUCUGACGAGAUGGACGUGGUGGCCGACCUCGCGCAGCCCGACUUUGAGGGCGAGCUCACGAAGCGCAGCGUGUGGCUCAAGGAGUGGCGGGCACGCUACUUUGUGCUCAAGGGCAACAAGCUCUACUUUUGCCGGGCGCAGGGCGAGGCGCCGCAUGGCGUCAUCGAUCUCUCCGAGUGCUUAACGGUCAAGUCGGCCGAGGAGAAGACCAACAAGCGCUUCUGCUUUGAGAUUGCGACGCCCGAGUCGACGUACUACAUGCACGCCGAGAGCGAAGAGAAGAAGGACGCGUGGAUCGGCGCGAUCGGCCGCGCGAUCGUCAAGUUUUCGAGCUCGUUCACGGGCGACGACGGCUACGACGAGGAAGACGUCUAAGCCACGUGUCGGUACAUAGCACAUCUACUCCUUUUAAUACGCCUAUUCCUAUCGUACG
Molecule: messenger RNA, 435 nt
Organism: Saprolegnia parasitica CBS 223.65
Lineage: Eukaryota; Oomycota; Saprolegniomycetes; Saprolegniales; Saprolegniaceae
Exons: 1
Coding region: 12-377 (121 amino acids)
Source: RefSeq, a predicted model, not a curated record